Clarias gariepinus (North African catfish) is the source of this 4300-nucleotide messenger RNA. RefSeq names its product importin 4 (gene ipo4). The coding region runs from base 315 to 3569 and encodes 1084 amino acids. NCBI's taxonomy places the organism in Eukaryota, Metazoa, Chordata, Actinopteri, Siluriformes, Clariidae. The transcript has 30 exons. Gene Ontology annotation, cellular component: nucleus; cytoplasm. Gene Ontology annotation, biological process: protein import into nucleus. The record is from RefSeq and is a predicted model, not a curated record. Gene Ontology annotation, molecular function: nuclear import signal receptor activity; small GTPase binding.
CCCGCGUGCUGCCGGAGUUCGAGCACAACUUUACUAACGCGCGUGCUUGGCGCCUCGGGCGUGUUUCCGGUCAGCUCGGUCCUCUCUCUCUCUCUCUCACACACACACGCGCGCGCGUACGUUUUAAUCUUAUGUCAGUUUUUUUUCUGUUUGACUCGAAUCAGUGUGAUUCUUGACACACUUCUCACCCUACCUCUGUCACCUCACAAAGCCUCAAGCCCCUCUUCAUCUCUCAGUCACACACACACACCGAGAGCUAGCGUGGUAGCCGGUACUGCUGACGUUUCCUCCUGUAAAUUCCAGUUCCAGCUGAAAUGUCUGAAGAGUUAGAGCGCAUCCUGUCCCAGCUGACUCUCCCUGAUAAUGCGGCUAUUCAGCAGGCCACUGCUGAGCUGAAACAGGCUUUCAAAGACCCGGCUAUAAUCCCAGCACUAUGCACAGUCAUGACUGGAUCCACAAAUCCACAGAUCCGGCAGUCAGCUGUGGUGAUGUUGAGAAUGCGAGUCAAAAAGCAUUGGAAGAAAAUUAUUCCUGAUCAUAGAGAGAGUCUAAAGGCUGUGGUCCUGCAAGCUUUCAGACAAGAAACAGAGCACACAGUUCGCUACUCUCUCGCUCAGCUCAGUGCUGUGAUGGUGAAACACGAAACACCCGACCGCUGGCCCGCUCUGUUCACACUACUGACUGAAUCCACCAACAGCAACAACCCUCAGGACAGACAGGUCGGUCUGUUGUUGCUGAGCAAAGUUGUGGAAUCAAACCCUGAGCCCUUCAAGCCUCACUACAAGCAGCUGCUGCAACUGUUUGGCGUUGUGCUCCAGGAUGUGACCAACACUACCGCCUUGUACUAUUGCAUCCUCACCCUGACUGCCAUCACAGCUUACACUGGCACAGAGGAGAUGAAUCUGAUGCGCUCGUUAAUCCCCCAACUGUUAACUGCUCUAAAACACCUCAUUCAGGCUGACCAGGACCAGGCCAGUCAGGCGAUGGAGGUGUUUGAUGAGUUGUUGGAGAGCGAGGUCUCGAUCGUGGUUCCACACAUCGCUGAAAUUGUUCGCUUUUGUUUGGAGGUGAGCGCUGAUGUUUCCCUUAGCAAUUCUCUCCGUGUCAAGGCCCUGUCCUGUAUUGCCCUCCUCGUUAGACUCAAGAACAAGGCUGUAAUAAAGCAGAAGCUUCUGGCACCGAUCCUGCAAGUCGUGUUUCCUAUUUUGAGCGCCACACCUGCACCUGGAGAGGAGGACCCUGAGGAUGAGGAGAGCGAUGACGGAGAUGAGGACAGUGAGAGACCCAAACACUUUGCUGCUCAGGUGAUCGACACGAUGGCUCUUCAUAUGCCGCCUGAAAAACUUUUCAGCCAUGUGAUGCCCCUGACUCAGGCCUGCCUGUCCAGUGAGAAUGCUUAUCAGAGAAAAGGGGGGAUCAUGUGCCUCGCCGUGCUGGCAGAGGGUUGUGCAGACCACAUUCGUACCAAGAUGCUGUCGUCUAUGCUGGAGACAGUGUGUCGCAGUCUGUCUGACAGCAGCCAGGUCGUGCGCAGUGCGGCACUUUUCGCUCUGGGUCAGUUCUCUGAAUACCUGCAGCCGGAGGUCAGUAAGUAUCACGCGGAGCUGAUGCCCCUGUUACUAGGAUACCUGUCUUCUCUGAACGAGGGGAAAAUCGGACAUGUCACCAAGGCUUUCUAUGCUCUGGAGAACUUCAUAGAGAACCUGGAUGAUGAUAUUCAGUCUUACCUGCCUACUCUUAUGGAGACCAUGCUAUCCGCCCUGAACAACUCGGUCAACCUUAAGCUUAAGGAGCUUGCUGUCAGUGCUAUAGGAGCCAUCGCAAAUGCUGCCAAAGAGAUGUUGGUGCCCUACUUCCCUCCUGUGAUAGAAAGCUUGAAGGGUUUCCUAAUAGACACGCGUGAUGAAAUGAGACCGCUGCAGACCCAGGCCUUGGACACACUGUCCGUGUUGGCCCGCACUGUUGGUAAGGAUGUCUUCGGUCCAUUGGCUGCGGAGUGUGUGCAGCUGGGUCUGAAGCUUACUGAUGCUGUAGAUGAUCCGGAUCUGCGCCGCUGCACGUACAGCCUGUUCUCAGCCGUGUCCACAAUCAGUUCAGAAAGUAUUGACCCUCACCUUACUGCGAUCACCACGCUGAUGCUCAUGUCCCUAAAAUCUACAGAGGGUGUGACGGCUCAUGUAGAGGAGGACAAGCAGUUUGUUCUAUUGGAUGAUGAUGAUGACGACAAUGAUGAUGAAGGUGAUGCUGUAUUGGAGGAAGAUGGAGAGAAUGAGGUUGAGGAUGUUGCUGGUUUCAGUGUGGAAAAUGCUUACAUUGAUGAGAAGGAGGAUGCUUGUGAUGCCCUGGGGGAAAUCGCCUUUAACACCGGUGCUGCAUUUCAGCCCUUCUUGGAGUCGAGCUUUGAGCAGGUCUUUGGUCUCUGUGAUUUUCCACACGAGAACGUGAGAAAAGCAGCCUUUGGUGCCCUGGGCCAAUUCUGUCGAGCUCAGCAUAAAGUCUGGCAGGAAAAUCCUACUGAGGCUAAUCGUCAGGCGCUGCAUAAACUGCUGGAUGUGGUGAUUCCCUGCUUCCUCGAGGCAGUGAAGCAGGAGCGUGAGCGACAAGUAGUGAUGGGAGUUUUGGAGGCCAUGAACAGCGUUAUCAAAAUGUGCAAAGGUGAAGCUUUGCAGACGCCCCAAAGAUUAGCUGAAGUCAGUCAUGCCAUCCGAGAUGUGCUGAAGAAGAAGACUGUCUGUCAGGACGGAGGAGGUGAUGAAGGAGAUGAUGACGAACAACAGGCCGAGUACGAUGCCAUGCUGCAGGAGUUUGCUGGGGAGGGAAUUCCUGUCCUCGCUUCAGCCGUACCAGCGGACACGUUUUAUUCUCACCUCAAUGAUCUUCUGCCUCUGAUUAUGAACAAAGCUAAGUCUUCGUGCACCGUGGCAGACCGGUCCUUUUCUGUAGGCACACUCAGCGAGACGCUGCAUUCUUUGGCCGGUGUAUCCGGGGGUAGGGCCAUCGCAGAAAAGCUGUCCAAUCGGCUGCUGCCGGUGUUCGUUAGUGGUGUUAAAGACAGCGAUGCAGAGGUGCGCAAUAACAGUGUGUUCGGCCUGGGAGCUCUGGCACAGGCCGCCGGACCGCUCAUCUCCUCUCAUUACCCCAUGAUGUUGUCUGUCUUCUCCAACAUGCUGGUCAAAGAGUCAGACAGGAGAGUGAUCGAUAAUCUGUGUGCUGCACUUUGCCGGAUGAUCACGAGCCACACCGAGGGAGUACCACUAGAGCAGGUCUUUCCUGCUCUUCUGGAUUGUCUUCCUCUUAAAGAAGACCUCGAGGAGAAUAAGACUGUCUACAGUUGCCUGGCUUUCCUCUACUCCCAUAACCCAGCACUGGUUGUCAGCCAUAUGAAGCCAAUCCUGAGUGCUGCAGCACAAGUCCUAGGAACAAAGGAUAUUGAUGCAGAGACCCAGAACACACUUGUCAUGUUGCUCAGAGACAUGGGACAGCGAUACUCUCAGGAGUUCGAGAGCGCUGUGAUGUCACUUCCAGUCGAGAAAAGAACGAAUAUGACAACUUUAGUCACUCAAUCUUAGAAGAGGAACCAAAAUACAAAUAGUUUUUUUUUUUUGAGGUAUAGCUGAUAUUUAACUAACAACUAGUCACUUAUCUACACCUCAGCACUUCCCUUUACCCAUGUUUGUUUUGCAGUGUUAUGUUAUUUCUCUUUUUUUUUUUUGAUGUUGGUUUUGUAAAGUUGUGACAUUUCAUUUUAUCAACAUGUGGCUUGAUUUAAUUCGAGGUGAAUUCAAAAAUUCUUUUCAUGAAAUUCUAUAUUUUGUGAAAGUUAAUAAAAACUUCAUUUCUUGGUUAUUCAUCAUCACUACUGCAACUCAGAAAGGUUAUAUAAAGAAAAAACAAAACUAUAUUUAAGGAAGUGUUUAAAUGUACAGUAGCUAUUUUUGAGUUUCACAAAGCAUGCUCAGAAGUUAUAUCUUUAAAUAUGUCCAGUUUUUAGUGGAAUACAGUUUAAUCUUCAGUUAAACACCAAAGGCUUUUCCUUCAGUUUUCUAUACAAAGAAGAAAGUUGGUGUUUUUUUUUCUUUAGUUUUCCUUGCUGCUGUUUAAAAUUCCGUUUAAAAUGCAUUUAUCCUGAAGAAGUCGUGAUGUUAUUAUUGUCCCAUCUUUCAAUGCAGUUGUUGUAAGCGGUUACUGUAACCACCGUUUGGAGAUUGAAUGAAGGUUUGAUGCUUUAAUAAAACCACAAUGUCUGUCUUAAAGCAGUGUUGCAGUGAGCAGCAGGCUACAGACGAUUUAUAUCUAAAAA